ACCGCCCGCCCCACACCUCCCUCCUCCUACGCAGCGCGGCGCUCCGACACUAUUCCCAAAACUCUCCUGUAACCUUUCCCAAAACCCUUCUCCAAAUUGUCUUCCAGCCUUCCCAAAACCUUCUCCCAACCCUAUAACCUUCUUCCAACACUACAACCGCCUCCCAGCCUUCUUCCAAUCCUAUAAAUCUUCCAACCUUCUACCAACACUACAAACUCUUUCCAAACUUCUUCCACCCCUACAACCAUUUUCCAUCCUUCCUCCAACCCUACAACCUUCUUCAAAUCCUACAACCUUCUCUCAACCUUCUCCAACCCUACAACCAUCUUCCAAACUUCUCCUAACCCUACAGCCUCCUUCCAACCUUCUACCAACCAUCUUCCAACCCUACAACAACCUUCCAACCUUUCUCCAAUCCUACAACCUUCCUCCAAUCCUACAACUUUCUUCCAACCGUCUUCUAACUUUCCUCCAACCCUACAAACAUCUUCUAACCUUCCUCCAACCAUCUUCUAACCUUCUUCCAAUCCUGCAACCAUCUGCCAGCCCUACGACCUUCUUCCAGCCUUCCUCCAACCCUAAAACCUCAGCCCCUCUGACCCACCAUGUCCGUCACCAUCACCAGGAAAUCUGUGCGGAGCAGCUCGGCCGUCCCGGUCCGAUCCUUCAGCUCCCGCUCCUUCACCGCCGGCCCUGCUGUGAGGAUGAGCGCAGCCUCAGCCUUUGGCACCAUCAGUGGGAGCCGUUUUGGGGUGGGGGGGAUGCAGCGGGGUCCUGUGACCGUGUCUGGGGGUGGCAUCGCAGCCGUCACCGUCAACCAGAGCCUCCUGACCCCCCUCAACCUGGAGAUUGACCCCGACAUCCAGCAGGUGCGCAAGGAGGAGAAGGAGCAGAUCAAGACCCUCAACAACCGCUUUGCUUCCUUCAUCGACAAGGUCCGGUUCCUGGAGCAGCAGAACAAGAUGUUGGAGACCAAAUGGAGUCUCCUGCAGUCUCAGCAGCCACAGCGCAGUGACCUGCGGGGGCUGUUUGAGGGCUACGUGGGGUCCCUGAGGAGGCAGCUGGAGGGGCUGGGCCAGGAGCGGCUGCGGUUGGAGGCUGAGCUGGGCAGCAUGCAGGGGCUGGUGGAGGACUUCAAGAACAAGUACGAGGAGGAGAUCAACCACCGCACUGAGAAGGAAAAUGAGUUUGUGCUGCUGAAAAAGGAUGUGGACGAAGCAUACAUGAGCAAAGUGGAGCUGGAGUCACGGCUGGAGAGUCUGACGGAUGAGAUCAACUUCCUGCGGCAGCUCUAUGAUGAGGAGCUGCGGGAGAUGCAGUCGCAGAUCUCCGACACCUCCGUGGUGCUGUCCAUGGACAACAGCCGCAGCCUGGACCUGGACAGCAUCAUUGCAGAGGUGAAGGCGCAGUACGAGGACAUCGCCAACCGCAGCCGGCUGGAGGCUGAGACCUGGUACCAGAGCAAGUACGAGGAGCUGAAGACGACAGCUGGUAAACACGGCGACGACCUGCGCAGCACCCGCAGCGAGAUUGGCGAGCUCAACCGGAUGAUCCAGAGGAUCCAGGCUGAGAUCGAGGUGCUCAAGAACCAGCGAGCCACUCUGGAGACGGCCAUCACAGAGGCAGAGGAGCGUGGGGAGAUGGCCCUGAAGGAUGCCAGAGCCAAACUAUCUGAACUGGAGGCGGCUCUGCAGAAGGCAAAGCAGGACCUGGCCCGGCAGCUGCGCGAAUACCAGGAGCUGAUGAAUGUUAAGCUGGCACUGGACAUCGAGAUUGCGACCUACAGGAAGCUGCUGGAGGGCGAGGAGAGCAGGUUGGAGUCAGGAAUGCAGAACCUCAGCAUCCACACCCGGACCACGGGGUUCUCGGGAGGAUUCGGGGGGGGCUUUGGGAGCUCCUUCUCCACAGGUUACACUGUGACCCCCCCGGCACUGGAGAGUGCAGCUGUCCCCAAAUCUCGUGCCAUCGUCAUCAAGAAGAUCGAGACCCGUGAUGGCAAGCUGGUGUCUGAGUGUGCUGAUGUCCUCACCAACUGAGCCCCCCCUACAGCCCUCUGGAGACCCCAAAAGGAAUGCAACCCCCCGGGACCCUCCCCUUGUUCUGUCCCUGUGCCCUGAGCCAGCACCCUGCUGUCCGUCCAUCUGUCCCCCUGUGUCUGUCCAAGCUACAGGAUGGGGUGGGAGCUAUUGGGGUGCCCCCCACCCCUGAGAUCCCCCUCACACCUCCGGUGCAUGGGUGGGGGGUGUUGAGGACCUGCAAUAAACCCAAUAAACCAAA
Tympanuchus pallidicinctus (lesser prairie-chicken) is the source of this 2277-nucleotide messenger RNA. RefSeq names its product keratin 8 (gene KRT8). Bases 606 to 2036 code for a protein of 476 amino acids. The record is from RefSeq and is a predicted model, not a curated record. The transcript has 9 exons. NCBI's taxonomy places the organism in Eukaryota, Metazoa, Chordata, Aves, Galliformes, Phasianidae. Gene Ontology annotation, cellular component: keratin filament.